AUGGAAACCAAAACAGCUUUGAUUAAAAGGAUGCAUCGUAUUUGUGUGAAAGGCAAAGAUCCGUUUAUUCAACCUGGUGCCGAGACUCAAGACGAGAUAACUAUGACUUAUGAACGCGGAGAUUCAUCAAUACUCAAUAAAGAAAAUUCUCUGGGCUAUUUACGUACGACCCAAGCGUUUGCUCCCAAAUCUACGGCCGCCGGUCACGGUUUAGCUGAUGUUAUGUGUGGUCACAAAGGAGUAUUUGGCAUUACAACGAAAGAUAGAGAAGGCAAUGAUCUGGAAUACGGUAGAGCAAUGCUUGAUAUGAAGAUUAUUGCAUCAACGAUGGAAACUAUAGAUUGGGAUGUUGAAGAUCACGACGAUGGGACUUAUACAGUAUCCUAUACUACAAAUAUUCUUGGUCCUCAUAUAAUAUCCGUAAGAAUCGCCGGUAUUCCCAUCCAAGGCAGUCCAUUUACUGUCAAUGCCAGUAUCAGUGAAAACUAUAACCUAAGAGACGAGCCUCUUUUUAUUUUAUCACCAGAGAAAUCUGGAUUGUCUGAUCCUACUGCAGUAGCCACUAAUUCCUCCAAUCAAAUCUACGUCGUUGAUCGUGGUAAUAACAGAAUUAUGGUUUAUUCAGAAAAGGGUGAAGAAAUAUUGACAAUUGCCAAGAAUGAAGAAGAUGAGGAUAUAUUGCAAUCUCCACAAAGUAUUGCAGUUACUAAAUCUAAUAAAAUUAUAGUAUCUGAUACAGUGAACAAUCAAAUUCAAGUUUUUGACAAAGAUGGCAAAUUUCUUCAUAAGUUUGGUCAAGCUGGAGAAGGCGAAGGAGAACUUAAGGAGCCGGACGGUGUAGCUGUUGAUGCCAAGGGGAAUAUUGUUGUAGCUGAUACCAUGAAUCACCGGAUCCAAAUAUUUCGUGAGAAUGGUGAAUUUGUAUCAACCUUUGGUAAGCAAGGGACUAAGGAGGGAGAAUUAUUAUACCCAUCCGGAGUGAGUUUAGAUAAAUCUGGCAAUGUCUUAGUAUGCGACUGCGGACUGUGGAAUGAAGCCAGUAAAGAAAAUAAUAACCGAAUUCAAGUGUUUAAUACUGAUGGGAAAUAUCAGUAUGAAUUUGGUUCGACCGGUCAGGACACCGGACAGUUUAUGAAACCAGCUAGAGUUGCGGUAGACAAGAAGGGACGAAUCUUGGUAACAGAUAUGGAUAACAGUCGGAUACAGGUAUUCAAGAAUAAUGGAACAUUUCUCAACACCAUUGUUCGUAGAGGGAAGAGUGACUGUUUUGACGCUCCCUGUGGUAUUGCAGUCAUGCAGGAUGGGAGAAUUAUUAUCACUGAAAGACAGUCGAAUCAGAUCCAAAUAUUUUGAUUUGAAAUUAUGGGAGCCAUAUAUGCUAUUUUAAUAAAACGCAAUGAAUGGAUAGUAAACGGAUAACAUCUUAAUGUUUCGACGAUAAUUUAACAGUCAUAUCCACGAAAAAUGCCAUUAUGAUUAUGCCAAUACAUUAAUUUCCAGUUGCAUUACCCCUGAAGAUGACUGUUAAAAUAAAGUUGAAACGUAUAGAAUAAAGUGCCACAUCAUUAACAAUUUACAGAGUAUCCAUUGUUUUAUGAUGGAUUUGAAACAUCCUUAGUUAUUGACGGUAAAUACAUGUAUAAUCAACCGUUUGAACGUAUAUAAAAGAUACAUUCAUUAUGCAUGCUGCGCGGACCUACCGCAUUAUAAACAUUAUUAAAAAACUAAAAGUGUGGUAAUAGUCAACUACUCAUAGUAUUUAAUACAUAUAGCACUUUCUGUGUUUUAUAUGCAUUGCCAGAGAAAUUAUCCUUAGCUUAUCAUGACAUUCUGCAAUGCAACUGCUAUACAAUGCAUAUAAAUCACAACUUGUACUAAGUUGGCUGAAAGUAGUAUAUUAUUGUUUCAUGUGGUUUAUGUGGUAAAUACAAGUGUUGUACACAGCCACUUAAAAUAAAUUGUAUUUGGGUAAUUAUAU
Molecule: messenger RNA, 1978 nt
Organism: Paramuricea clavata
Lineage: Eukaryota; Metazoa; Cnidaria; Anthozoa; Malacalcyonacea; Plexauridae
Source: the annotation of a GenBank genome assembly